This is a messenger RNA of Gossypium raimondii (Peruvian cotton), 1690 nucleotides long. RefSeq names its product glucose-6-phosphate/phosphate translocator 1, chloroplastic. The coding region runs from base 192 to 1364 and encodes 390 amino acids. Gene Ontology annotation, biological process: transmembrane transport. Gene Ontology annotation, cellular component: Golgi apparatus; membrane. Gene Ontology annotation, molecular function: phosphoglycerate transmembrane transporter activity; antiporter activity; triose-phosphate transmembrane transporter activity. NCBI's taxonomy places the organism in Eukaryota, Viridiplantae, Streptophyta, Magnoliopsida, Malvales, Malvaceae. The transcript has 5 exons. The record is from RefSeq and is a predicted model, not a curated record.
AGUUUGCUUUGGUGUAAACAAAAAUAUAGAGUUGGUUUGUGGACUGAGAUUUGAGGGUAUUUUUUUCAACUUUUCACCGCUUAGUCUUUCUUGGCCUCCAUACUUUUCUUUUUGUUUGAUUUUUAUUUGUAGUUUUGAAUUUUUUUUCUCAAAGGAUUCAUCUUGAUCCUGAUUCACCAAAUACCAGAAACAUGAGUUUUAGUCUAAAGCAAUCCGCUUUAGCUGCAUGCAAUGAUGUUUCAAAUUCAGUUCUUCAGCGAAGAUCACUUUCUUGCAGAUCUUCAAUUUUACCUCCUUUGGUUUUCCAAAACAAUUCGAAAAGAACAAAUCUUUCACUGUCAAAGCCUUUGCAUGUUUCCGCUGUUGAGAUUAUUGGGAAGGAUAAAGAACCCGUGAUCAAGUGCAGGGCUUAUGAAGCUGAUAAGUCCCAGCCUAUUGAGGCUGCAGCUGAGGAAGUGAAAUCAGAAGCUGCAAAAAGGGUGAAAAUUGGGAUUUAUUUUGCAACUUGGUGGGCUUUAAAUGUUGUUUUCAAUAUUUAUAACAAGAAGGUUUUGAAUGCUUACCCUUACCCUUGGUUGACUUCAACUUUGUCCCUUGCCUGUGGUUCUUUGAUGAUGUUGAUUUCAUGGGCUACAAGGAUUGCUGAGGCGCCUAAAACAGAUUUUGAGUUUUGGAAGACUUUGUUUCCGGUUGCUGUGGCACAUACCAUUGGACAUGUAGCAGCAACUGUGAGUAUGUCUAAGGUUGCAGUUUCAUUCACUCACAUAAUCAAGAGUGGUGAGCCAGCUUUCAGUGUCCUGGUUUCUAGUCUCUUGCUUGGAGAGAGCUUCCCUCCUGCGGUUUACCUCUCCCUUGUUCCCAUCAUUGGUGGUUGCGCUCUUGCUGCCGUAACUGAACUCAACUUUAAUAUGACCGGUUUUAUGGGAGCUAUGAUAUCGAACUUGGCAUUUGUCUUCCGUAACAUAUUCUCCAAGAAGGGCAUGAAAGGAAACUCCGUUAGUGGGAUGAACUACUAUGCUUGUCUAUCUAUGUUGUCUCUUGUAAUACUCACACCUUUCGCGAUUGCUGUAGAAGGACCGCAGAUGUGGGCAGCAGGAUGGGAAAAGGCCUUAUCCCAAAUUGGACCACAGUUCAUCUGGUGGGUGGCGGCCCAAAGUAUUUUCUAUCAUCUCUACAAUCAAGUCUCGUACAUGUCCCUCGAUCAGAUCUCUCCCUUGACAUUUAGCAUCGGCAACACCAUGAAACGUAUAUCUGUUAUAGUCUCAUCCAUCAUCAUCUUCCACACGCCUGUCCAACCUGUCAAUGCUGUCGGAGCUGCCAUUGCUAUCCUUGGAACCUUCUUGUAUUCUCAGGCAAAGGCAUGAGAAAACUGUGGGGGGCUUCAAAUUUCAAAACAUCGUGUAUAACUAUGUGGAAGCUCGGAUUAGUUACUGGCUUUCGGGAUCGAUGAUUGCUGGAUUUUGGUGUUACCAGCUUGUCGUAUUGUAGAUAUCUAUAAUAAGGGGGGUGAUUAUAAAUAAUGUCAUACAGUGGAUUAGGCAUGUUUCUUUUUAAUCAAUAUAGUUGCUGUGGGUCCGUUUUGAAUAAACAGGGGCUUAAUGUUGUGAGCCCUUUUUUAUGUCAGCAAGACAUGAACAAGAGCUAAGGACAAUGUAUUUCUUGAUUAAAAUGAUGGUGUUAUUUUUAACUA